Messenger RNA from Spodoptera litura, 1755 nucleotides. RefSeq lists its product as uncharacterized. The record is from RefSeq and is a predicted model, not a curated record. Lineage: Eukaryota; Metazoa; Arthropoda; Insecta; Lepidoptera; Noctuidae.
GUGUGUUUAUCGCUACACAUAAUUAAAAAGAAUACGACGUUCUAUUUUCAAUUUUCGCGGCAUUACAAAAUUUUGUUCUCUGUGUGCAAAACAAUCAUGGCGUCGCAUUAAAAAAAUGUUACGAAAUUAAAAUCAAUAAUACGGAUAUUGUGUACGUUUUGAAUAUCGUACGUUUCGAACAUAAAAAUGAUAUUUUUAAGGAAAUCUAUUCAAGGUCGACAAUUUAGAAGAUGAUUUAGUGAAGUGUUGUACCUAUAGCGUGUUUUAAAUAACUAUUAAAUUAAUAGCGCAUUCAAUGGGCAGUUGGAAGUGUCUUUGAAUAAAAAUAGACUAUACAAAUGCAGCAAUUCGUUUAUAAUUACAGUGUAUGUAAAUAGACCAGUGAACGAACGAAUGUGACCGAAUGGAAUAGUGUACACUUGGGUAAACUUUGGAUACGAAUUGUGUAUUUUCAUCAUAUUUUUUUUAAGAAUCAAAAGUGCAUAUUUUUACCGCGUUGUAUUACAACAUUUAGUGAAAUAUAUAUUGAAAGUCUAUUUUGUGAUGUGUUGUGUAUACAAUGUUGAGUUUUCGUAAAAUAUUUAUAGUGUUCCCGAUUUAUAUGUGGUGACACAAUUCCUGGGUUAUUUUUGUUCUGCUUGUUUUCGGAUCUCAUAUUAAAUGAAACGCUCCGAAAUGCCUCUGCCGUUGCUAAGGAAAUGUUGCGGCUGCAUUUCCCUGCGCACAGGCUGCUUCGUUCUAUGUAUAAUGUCCACAAUGGCGUGCGCGGCUAACAUCACGGCGGGAGCAUGGAACUUACCUCGCCACAGAGAGAGGGAACCAGAAGACAACCUUAUCUCCAUGAGCAUGGUGAUGUUCUCCACCCUGUCAGCCAUCAGCAACCUCAUAGCCCUGUUCGGUAUUAUAUUGAAACAUCCAUCCAAGCUGCAGUGGUCGCUGGUGUUCAACUCAGUGUUCAUAUUCUGCAUAUUCCUGGUGGCCAUCGUGACCUGUCUCUUCAGGCUGGACGACUUCCUCAAGGUGCCAGGUCACAUAGUGCUGGUUGUGUUGCUGUUGAUAGCUGGAGCUAUGUACUCCAUAUAUUACCUGGCGAUGAUCAACAGCCUCUACAGGAUCAUGAAGAUGACUUAUGGAGAGAGUGCCAUUCCCAUAUGAAAAAAAUGGCUGGACUAGCCACUUUAUUUGUUGACUACUUUAUUUAUAUCAAGAACAGAUACCAGUACAUUAAACGAAACAAAUUUUUCAAUAGUAUUUUAUACAUAAUCAACUUUAUAGUUUUGUAAUAAAUUCGGUAUUUUAUUGCAGUUUAUCAGUAAUGUGCUGGUUUCUGUCUUCUGGCCGUACUGAGUACCUCACACACAAUAAAUACUAACUGUGUAUAUCGAUAUGUUGCGAAGCUACUCAAAAAUUACUGCACAAUUUUCAAUGUUCGUCAAUAAGGAACAUCUCAAACAAGCUGCUACUUUUUUAAAUUACCAUCCGAACUAAUAAGUUUCAUAAAGUAAAUAAGUACUUUGCAAUCAUAAUUAUGAUGUGUAAUUAUCUUUAAGUGAAGUUUCGAGUACGGUCAUGGAAAGAAUGUAGUCAUGUACAUUUUAAAACUGGCUGAUUGAGAGCCAGAUUUAUUAAUCAUGGGUUCCGUGCUAUUUUGGAAAGUGACCGAGUACCGAGUCCAAUUUUUACAGCACGAUACCUUGACAAACUUUUUUAUUUUUGGUGUAAUGUUCCUGAAAUGAAUAUAUAUGUAAGUAUUUA